This is a messenger RNA of Pocillopora verrucosa, 1684 nucleotides long. RefSeq lists its product as uncharacterized. The record is from RefSeq and is a predicted model, not a curated record. Lineage: Eukaryota; Metazoa; Cnidaria; Anthozoa; Scleractinia; Pocilloporidae. Gene Ontology annotation, molecular function: oxidoreductase activity.
AUGUACAUCAUGAUUAAGGUCAUCCUGCUUGUGAGUUUUCUGUUUCUGGUGGACAGAUCUUUGUCUUCACCAAUAAAACAAAGCAAAACUAAAGUCCUUAUUCUUGGCGCUGGACUCGCUGGAAUUAAAGCAGCGAAAACGCUACUGGACAGAAACAUCACCGACAUUCUGAUUCUGGAAGGGAUGAAUUACACUGGGGGUAGAAUACAUGCUGUGAAAUUUGCAAACUACACGAUUGAAACGGGAGCAAACUGGAUUCACUUUGUGAAUGAAGAUGACACCAAACCAUUGGUGGAACGAAAGGAAGCGAGAGGUGUUCGUGUUCACAAAUAUAAUUAUUCAAACAUUAUUGUGAGGGACGAAGAUGGCAGAGAUGUCACCGAUUUUGCUGUUUUUCAUGAGUUUGAUGACAAAGUGACAAACAAAAUUGAAGACUUCCAAGAUGAAAGAAGAACAAAGAACUUUCCCGACAUGCCUGCCCGCGUUGGUCUUCGACUGAUGGGAUGGGAAGGAAAACGGCCCAUAGAAAGAGCCAUUGAAUAUUUUGAAUUAGACUAUGAGUUCGCAAAACCUCCAGAAGAAGUUUCUUUCUACAAUUUGUUUGUUCCUGGAGAAGAGUUCUUGGUGACUGAUGAGCGAGGAGUGUGGUCUAUGUUUGAAGAUCUGUAUAAGCCACUGGAAAAGAAGACUUUAUUGGGCAAAACUGUCACAACAAUCAAGCUGAACCCGGAUUCAGUUGAAGCUCAGACCUCCGAUGGUUGGAGUUACCAGGCAGAUUACGCUCUUUGCACAUUCAGCUCUGGAGUUCUGGCCAGCGACUUGGUUACUUUCGAGCCAGCCCUUCCAAAUUGGAAAAAAGAGGCCAUUUAUAAAAACCCGUUAUCGAUAUACACAAAAAUUUACCUGAAAUUUCCAAAAAGGUUCUGGGAUGAUCGCGAAUAUAUUCUGUACGCUUCCAAAGAGCGCGGGCGUUUCCCUGUGUGGCAGGACCUGUCAAGACCCGGGGUAUAUUCCGUCGACAGCGGAAUGUUAGAAAUUAUGGUAACUGGAACCGAAGGACGAAGGAUUGAGGGGCAAUCAUUUAAUGAAACAAAGGCAGAGAUCAUGAAAAUACUGCGGAAGGUUUAUGGAGAGGGCGUCCCUGAAGCUACGGAUAUAUACUAUCACCGCUGGUCAAAGGAACCGCUGACACAAGGCGCAUUUUCAGAGCCAGUGGUGGGUAUGACUUCUGAAGACUGGAAGAACAUUGGAAAAAACCUGGGACGACUGUACUUUGCUGGCGAAGCGACACACGAUGAGUGGUUCGGCUACAUGCAAGGAGCUUAUCUAAGUGGAGACGAGAAAGGGAAAAGAAUCGCUGAACAGAUCUCCCCGUCUGAGCCUACCAGUAAGCCACGAAAACCGAAGAGUGAGGCAACUUCGGUGAAGGUGUCUUCAUUAGGAAUCUUGUUGCUUUCCUAUUUUUGCUCACGUCUCUAUAUUUAAGGUGUAGCUUGACAAAGGAUCAAUUUAGUUACGAUAAUUUUUUUGCUUGAGUAGUAGUUGCAUUGGUAGUGAAAUAAUGAAGCUCCUCCUGUGAAACACUAGUGUAAUAUCAAUUAAAAAGCUAACGAUAAUUCAUGAAUUUUCAUUUUUCAAACUUCACCUAAGACGGUAGACGUUUAUCGACAUGUCUAAAUGUAAU